Molecule: messenger RNA, 1194 nt
Organism: Cynoglossus semilaevis (tongue sole)
Lineage: Eukaryota; Metazoa; Chordata; Actinopteri; Pleuronectiformes; Cynoglossidae
Gene: ctsbb
Product: cathepsin Bb
Exons: 10
Coding region: 88-1074 (328 amino acids)
Biological process (GO): proteolysis; regulation of catalytic activity
Molecular function (GO): cysteine-type endopeptidase activity
Source: RefSeq, a predicted model, not a curated record
AAAGACCAAAGGUGUUUCAUUCUGUCGGAGUCAGAAGAGGAAGCAGACGGAUUUCUCAUCUUCAUCACCACAUAGUUGUGUCACAGAAUGCAUCGACCCGUUCUCCUGUACGUCCUUGCGACUGUUUCAGUCUCCUGGUCUGAGCCGCCCCUUCUCUCCUCAGAGAUGGUCAACUUUAUUAACCAGAUCAACACCACCUGGAAGGCUGGGCAGAACUUCCAAAAUGUUGAUAUGAGCUUUGUGAAGGGACUGUGUGGGACUGUCCUGAACGGAGCUAAGCUGCCACAAGUGUUUCAAAAUAUUGAGGGUUUGCAGCUUCCAGACCACUUUGACCCCAGCCAGCAGUGGCCCGACUGUCCAACUAUCCAGCAGAUCAGAGACCAGGGCUCGUGUGGUUCCUGCUGGGCCUUUGGGGCAGUGGAGGCAAUUUCUGACAGAAUCUGUAUCCACAGCAGCGCUCAGAUCUCUGUGGAAAUCUCAGCUGAAGAUCUACUGUCCUGCUGUGAUGCAUGUGGCAUGGGCUGCUUCGGUGGCUACCCCGCUGCAGCUUGGGAAUUCUGGGCCAAAGAAGGACUGGUGACAGGGGGCCUGUAUGACUCCAGAGUUGGUUGUAGGCCUUACUCGAUUGCUCCCUGUGAGCAUCAUGUAAAUGGAACUCGUCCUCCGUGUCAGGGUGAACAGGAAACUCCUAAAUGCAAGGAGCAGUGCAUCGAUGGAUACACACCAGCCUAUCAGAAGGACAAACACUUCGGAGGGAAAAUCUACAGCGUCCCGUCCCAGCAGGACCAGAUCAUGACUGAGCUGUACAAGAACGGACCAGUGGAGGCAGCAUUCUCAGUCUAUGCAGACUUUCUGUUAUAUAAGACUGGUGUGUAUCAGCAUGUGACGGGGGAAAUGCUAGGUGGUCAUGCCAUCAAGAUCCUGGGCUGGGGAGAGGACAAUGGGACGCCCUACUGGCUGGCUGCAAAUUCCUGGAACACUGACUGGGGAGACAAAGGAUACUUCAAGAUCAAGCGUGGAAAUGAUGAGUGCGGUAUCGAGUCUGAGGUGGUAGCUGGACUCCCUCACAACUAGAUCAAAUGACUUCAAACUCAAGAGCAUUUUGAUCUGUUAAUAAACUUCACAACAUUGAACUACGAUUAUGUGUACUGUGUUAUUGUACUAUAUAUCUAAUGUUAGCGUAGUACCUUUUUC